Messenger RNA from Lycium barbarum (goji berry), 951 nucleotides. Its product is annotated as transcriptional corepressor LEUNIG-like. Gene Ontology annotation, molecular function: protein binding; transcription corepressor activity. The transcript has 4 exons. NCBI's taxonomy places the organism in Eukaryota, Viridiplantae, Streptophyta, Magnoliopsida, Solanales, Solanaceae. The record is from RefSeq and is a predicted model, not a curated record. The coding region runs from base 154 to 699 and encodes 181 amino acids.
GAAAAUAGGCGGGGCAAUAAGUUAGUUUGGGCCUAGGUGUAACUUAUCCAAUUUACUGCGUAAUUUCCUAAUCUUCCUCAUUAUUUUCCUCCUGUUUUAGGUGGUUAAAAAGUGCAAAAUCACAAUCAGACCCCUCACUCGCAAAUCACAAAGAUGGAGAUCAGAGAAGAAUUAUCAUCAACAAAAGCAGUUCUUGUUGGAGCUUUAGCUCCAGGAGUCAACAUCUGGUCCUACUUGGAAUACGCUAAAGGUUGCAUUUUUAAUGCUGGUAGUGAGUCUUGCUUGGCUUUUUCCUCAAGUGACUUCUCUUUGACUCUCCAUGUUGCUUUCCUCGUUCUACUUCUUGAGCAGGGACAUGUCAAAGACGUCCGUUCAAUCUGCUGGGAUAUGAGUGGAUAUGUCCUGGCAUCCGUGAGCGAGGAUAGUGCACGAAUAUGGUCUGUUAGUGAAGGAUUGUGUAUGCAUGUACUGUACUCCAGUGGCAAUAAGUUCCAGUCGUGCACUUUCCACCCUGGGAUCGGUCAUGUGUUGGUGAUUGGUUCUGAUGAGUUCCUGGAGCUGUGGAAUCCAAUCUUCCAAAGAAACAUUACAUGGCCAUAUAGUGCACAUGCUGGUAUAAUUUCUUCAUUAGCAGAUUCACAAUCGAAAGGAAUCAUAGCUUCAGUAAGUCAUGACCAGUGGAUCAAGAUAUGGCGAUGACGCUUCUUUGUGGAUCAAGAUAUAAAGUCGUUCUUUCUUCUUUAUCUUAUCCAAAUUACAUCGAUAUCUGAAUGAAACCACAGGUGCAUACACCCUUUAGCUAACAACUACAAGGGUGCAUUUGGGACCAAGGAAGGUGACAAUAUUCUUAGCGCGUCACCAAUGUAAUGCAUUAUCCGAAAGGUUGUACUAGUCACAAACUUUGACCAUUUUUUCAAACUCCUCUACUCUAUUUUAUCAUUUUGAGGUUGA